CUCAAUGACACGCCCCCCUCACGGUCAGUCGGAGCAGCGCAGAACAGACGCAUGCGCAGAAGAGAGAUGUGAGCGACAACGACGGAAAAAGAUGAAAACUGAACGGAGUAGACAACUCACAAGGAUAAAGACAGGCUUACGUCGCCUGAGAGAGCACCAAACAGAGGCCUUACCACUGUCAGGACUUCCAGCAGAGAUGCAGCUACCUUCUAAGAUCUUGGAAUCAAGCUCCGAAUCAGAGGAAACAAGCAUCCUUGAAACCUCACACUCUGAUCCUGAGGACCCAGAUGAACCCCCCCUGACAAGAACUGAAAGUGUAUUUCUCACCAGAGAAUACCUUGAACAGAUUUCCAAGGCAUCACACGCCUUUGACACCUCUAUAAGCAGUGGUGAUGAAUAUAUUCUGUCAAAAGCCUCUGUUUAUGAAAGCAGUGCAGAAGAACCUGACAGUCCCAUGAGCAAGGUUCCAGUGGUGAAGCAGAAGACGUCACAAAGGACAUACAAGAAAAAAAAGAAAGAAAUGUCUUCAGAUGAAGACAAGAAGAGAACAGGAAGCGAAAACUGUGAUGACACAAGCCUGGAAAAUGUGUCUGUAAUGAAGCUGCGAAAAAAGUCAAAUGGUGCCAGAGAUUACAGUAAGACACAUUGUUGUUUGUACUGUCCCAUGCACUGCCAAAAAAUGGCAAAGCAUUUAAUCCGCAAACACACCAAUGAACCUGCUGUAGCUAAAGCAAUAAGUUUUCCUUUGAAGUCAAAGGAACGAAGAUUACAUUUUGACCUUAUUAGAAAUAAAGGGGACCGUGCUCAUAACAACGAGGUCCUAAACACUGGUAGUGGCACACUGAUGCCAAGCUAUCGAGCUGCAAAACCAGCGAAAGCAAGUGACUACAUGCACUGUAUAAACUGUGAGGCUUUGCUCAAAAGAAAGUCAUUGUGGAGGCACAUGUCCAAGUGUAGGCUUUCACUUACAUGUAGCACGCUAAAGCCAGGUAGAAGUCGGAUCCAGGCGCUCUGUGCGUAUGCACAGCCUGUCCCAGAUGGUGUUAGCCAAAAUGUUUGGGAGCUAACAAAUGCCAUGUAUCAAGAUGAAGUCACAAACAUCAUCAAAAAAGAGACAACCAUUUUGAAACUUGGAGAACAUUUGUAUGCCAAGCAUGGACAUGACAAAACCAAACAUGACCACAUUAGACAAAAAAUGCGGGAAAUCGGGCGACUAGUUCAGCAGUCACGGACAGGUGGUACACUGAAACGAAUUAAGGAGUUCUUUGUGCCUUCAAACUUUAACUUUGUGGUUGAAGCAGUAAAAGCUGUGUCUGGCUUUGAUGAGGAGAAAAACACCUACAAAAGUCCAUCGCUGGCUCUGAAGCUGGGUCAUAGUCUCAAGAAGAUUGCAGAUAUUCUUGAGUGUGAGGCGCAGAUGGCAGAGUCUGACAAUGAGGAAUUUCUAAACAACCUGAACAGGAGCAGGGGUCUUUUUGAGAAAAAGUGGGAUGUGUGUGUGUCAUCACGUGCCCUACAAACUCUGAAAGAGGUGAAAUGGAACACUCCUCAGCUCCUUCCUUUCACUGAGGAUGUCAAGAACAUGCACAUGCACCUCGAAAAGUGCAGAGAAGAAUACCAAAGGAAUCUGAAGAAUAGCCCAAGGAAGAAGACCUGGACCAAGCUGGCCAGUGUAACGCUUGCUGAGGUGAUCCUGUUUAACCGCAGAAGAAAAGGUGAAGUAUCAAAGAUGCCACUUAGUGCAUUUACCCUGAGAGACAGUUCAGAACUUCAUUCAGAUGUGGCACUAGGUCUUUCAGAGUUGGAGCAAAAGCUUUGCCAACAUUUUCAACGGAUUGAAAUCAGAGGGAAAAGAAACAGGAAGGUUCCGACCUUCUAA
Molecule: messenger RNA, 1879 nt
Organism: Dicentrarchus labrax (European seabass)
Lineage: Eukaryota; Metazoa; Chordata; Actinopteri; Moronidae
Exons: 5
Coding region: 5-1879 (624 amino acids)
Source: RefSeq, a predicted model, not a curated record